Molecule: messenger RNA, 2511 nt
Organism: Pistacia vera
Lineage: Eukaryota; Viridiplantae; Streptophyta; Magnoliopsida; Sapindales; Anacardiaceae
Product: pentatricopeptide repeat-containing protein At1g53600, mitochondrial-like
Biological process (GO): RNA modification
Molecular function (GO): protein binding; RNA binding
Source: RefSeq, a predicted model, not a curated record
AAAUAUGCUUAAACAACGAGCGGCUACAAUGCUACGUAAACAUUUCUCUCGCCUUAACUCUUCACUUCACUACUCAAAUUUCUCGACUCCAAAAGCCCCCAAUACGAAGAGCUUUAUUAUUAACUGCAACACCCAGAUAACCUUAAAUGGAAGAAACGGAAACAUCAAAGAAGCUGAAUCAAUAUUCAAUCGCAUGAUCUGCAAAAGUACAGUUUCCUGGACUGCAAUGCUCACUGCGUACGGGCAGAAUGGCCUAAUUGAAAAGGCCGAGAAACUGUUCGAUGAAAUUCCUCAAAGAAACACCGCUUCGUAUAAUGCGAUGAUCACUGCUUACAUUAAGAACAAUUGUGAUGUUGAUAAAGCAUAUCAAUUGUUUGAGAGGAUGCCACAGCGUAAUGAGGUGUCUUACGCGGCGAUGGUCACGGGUUUUGUUCGGAGUGGGAAGUUUGAUAAGGCGGAGAUGUUGUAUGUUAAUAUGCCUGCUAAGUUGCGUGACCCGGUUUGUUCAAAUGCUUUGAUUGGUGGGUAUUUUAAGACGGGAAGAUUUGAAGAGGCAGUUAAGGUUUUUAAGGGUAUGGUAGUGAGAGAUGUGGUUUCUUGGAGCUUAAUUGUUGAUGGGUAUUGUAAGGAGGGAAGGGUUGUUGAGGCUAGAGAAGUUUUUGAUAUGAUGCCGGAGAAAAAUGUGGUUACUUGGACGACAAUGAUUGACGGAUAUAUGAAAGUUAAAUGUUUUGAAGAUGGGUUUGGCUUGUUUUUGAGUAUGAGAAGAGGAGUUGUGGCGGUCAAUUCGACUACGUUGACUGUAAUGUUUGAGGCUUGUGGUAGUUUUUGUCGACAGUGGGAGGGACUGCAGAUGCAUGGGUUAUUUUUGCGCUUGGGAUUUGACUUUGAUAUCUUUCUAGGAAAUUCUAUUAUUACAAUGUAUUGUAGAUUCGGUAUGGUUCAUGAAGCUAAUAAAAUGUUUUGCUUAAUGAAUAAGAAAGAUGUGGUUUCUUGGAAUGCGUUAAUUGCAGGUUAUGUUCACAAUGAUGAAAUUGAAGAAGCUUGUAGACUUUUUGAAAUGAUGCCAGGGAAGGAUAUAGUUUCUUGGACAACUAUGAUUGCUGGAUUUUCUAACGAAGGGAAUAUUGAGAGAUCCAUUGAGUUGUUCAGAAUGAUGCCACAGAAAGAUCAUAUAGCUUGGACUGCUGUCAUUUCAGGUUUUCUUAAUAAUGGGGAGUAUGAGGAGGCUUUCCGCUGGUUUAUUGAGAUGCUUCAAAAGGGAAUAAGGCCAAACGAGAUGACUUUCAGCGCUGUCCUCAGUGCUUCAGCUGGUUUGGCGACAUUAAAUCAAGGGUCACAGAUUCAUGGUUAUGUGGUAAAACUGGAUAUGGAAUUUUUUUUGUCUAUUCAAAAUUCCUUAGUUUCAAUGUAUUCAAAGUGUGGGAGUUUGACUGAUGCGUAUAGGAUAUUUUUAAAUAUCAAGGCACCAAAUAUUUUUUCUUUUAACGCAAUGAUUACUGGCUUUGCACAGAAUGGCUUCGGGGAUGAAGCUCUUUAUUUGUUUAGGAAGAUGGAAAAUGAAGGGCUAGAGCCAAAUCAAGUCACCUUUCUUGGUGUUCUAUCAGCUUGCGCACAUGUAGGAUUAGUAGAUGAAGGAUUAAACUAUUUUAAAUCCAUGAAAUCUUUAUAUAAUAUUGAACCAGGGCCUGACCACUAUGCAUGCAUGGUUGAUAUCCUUGGUCGAGCUGGAUCACUUGAUGAUGCUAUUGAUUUGAUCUACAAGGAUGCUAUUGAUUUGAUCUAUUCAAUGCCUUUUAAGCCACAUGCUGGGGUCUGGGGGGCUCUUCUUGGUGCUAGCAGAACCCAUUUACGUCUUGAUCUUGCAAAGCUUGCAGCACAACAACUUAUUGAGUUACAGCCUGAUAAUGCGACCCCUUAUGUGGUCUUGUCUAGCUUAUAUUCUAUCAUGGGAAAAAAGAAAGAUGGGGACCGGGUAAGAAUGGCUAAGAAAUCAAAAGGGAUAAGGAAGAGUCCAGGUUGCAGCUGGAUUAUUGUUAAAGACAGAGUUCAUUUGUUUCUUGCUGGAGAAAAAUGCCACAUGAACUUGGAAGAGAUUGAAGAUACACUAAAGAUAAUUUCAAAGGAAAUGAGAGAGUCGGAUUGCCCUAGAUUAUCUCUAGUUAAAGAAGUUGUAUUUAUCUGCUUACAAUGACAAUUGCAAUCAAUCAAGGUCUGUUAAUACCCUUAACGUUGUAUGCUCAGUAAAUUUUAGAAGUAUUUAAAGUUACAAUUGGUAUUAUUGCUAUUCUCACAUGGAAAGAAAGGAAAUGAGACAUGGAGAACGCAUCAAUCAAUAUACUGGAUUCUGGAACAAAUAUGUAUAAAAGUAUAGUUGGGAUCACAAUUUAAGAAAUGUCAAUAUCGUGCCUGAUAGGGUACAAGCACUUGGGGGAAAACCAAAAUGAAGAAAAUCAACAAGUUUUGCCACAGCUUUUAUUUAUAUAUAAAAAAACAGUUGCUGCAUAACUU